GGAAGCGCGUGUGGGGAGGCCGGGGCCGGGGCCAGCACCUACACUGGGUCUCCACAGCGGCAUGGAGGCCUGGGAGUCUUCACUGCUGGUGCUGGCCCUGGGGGCCCUGUUGAUAGCACCCAGAAGGCAGGGGCCACGCUCACACCCAAGGUGCAGAGGCAGGAACCUGAGACUCAGCGAAGGAGAUACUGACCUAGGACCACCCAGCUGGGAGGGCAGAGCCGGCACUCGAUCCCCGUCAGCUGCCUCCAACCACCAAGGGCUUGCCUGGGACUAGGUGCCCAGCAGUCAGGGACGAGGGAGGCAGUUCCUUUGAGACCCAGAUCAUCGGGGGCCGGGAGGUAAUCCCCCACUCGCGCCCAUACAUGGCCUCGCUGCAGAGAGGCAGCUCCCACCUGUGCGGGGGGGUCCUGGUGCACCCAAAGUGGGUGCUGACAGCUGCCCACUGCCUGGUCGAGCGGACGGCCCAGCUGAGGCUGGUGCUGGGGCUCCAUGCCCUGAGCCGCCCCGGUCUCACCUUCCACAUCAAGGCGGCCGUCCAGCACCCUCGCUACAAGCCGGCCCCUGCCCUGGAGAACGACCUCGCACUGCUUCAGCUGGACGGGAAAGUGAAGCCCAGCCGGACCAUCCGGCCCCUGGCCUUGCCCAGUAAGCGCCAGGCAGUGGCUGCAGGGACUCGGUGCAGCAUGGCCGGCUGGGGGCUGACCCAGCAGGGCGGCCGCCUGUCCCGGGUGCUGCGGGAGCUGGACCUCCACGUGCUGGACACCCGCAUGUGUAACAACAGCCGUUUCUGGAACGGCAGCCUCUCCCCGCACACGGUCUGCCUGGCGGCCGACUCCAAGGACCAGGCUCCCUGCAAGGGUGACUCGGGUGGGCCCCUGGUGUGUGGCAAAGACCAGGUGUUGGCCGGAGUCCUGUCCUUCAGCUCCAGGGUCUGCACCGACGUCUUCAGGCCCCCUGUGGCCACUGCUGUGGCGCCUUAUGUGUCCUGGAUCAGGAAGGUCACCGGCUGAUCCGGCCUGAUGUCUUGGGGUGACCGGGACUGCCUCGCUCUUUCCACAGGACCCUUCCCCUCCAGGGUGCAGCGGGGUGGGUGAGGACAGGUGGGAGGGACAGGGAGGGACCAAUAAAUCAUGAUGAAG
Rhinopithecus roxellana (golden snub-nosed monkey) is the source of this 1142-nucleotide messenger RNA. It is a transcript of the gene GZMM, whose product is annotated as granzyme M. The record is from RefSeq and is a predicted model, not a curated record. Gene Ontology annotation, molecular function: serine-type endopeptidase activity. The transcript has 6 exons. Gene Ontology annotation, biological process: proteolysis. Lineage: Eukaryota; Metazoa; Chordata; Mammalia; Primates; Cercopithecidae. Bases 366 to 1013 code for a protein of 215 amino acids.